Messenger RNA from Diversispora eburnea, 311 nucleotides. Lineage: Eukaryota; Fungi; Glomeromycota; Glomeromycetes; Diversisporales; Diversisporaceae. The record is from the annotation of a GenBank genome assembly.
CAGGUUGUGAAAGGAAUUUUUUAACUCUUAAAUGGAUGAUAGGUGAUUAUAGAACAAGAUUAGAUGUUCAAAAAUUAGAAAAAGUAGCAAAUGAUUGUUCAAUUGGUAAUAUAGUAAAUUUAAAUGAUUUAAAUGAAGAAGAAUCAUCAAAUGAUUUUAAUAAUAAUAAUUCUGAAUUAACUGAUGAUAAAUUAGUUUUAGAAGAAAUUAUAGAUUUUUCAAUAUCAAUUUUUGAUGAUGAAAAUAUUAAUUUUGAAAACAAUACAAAUAAUAUAAAUUCAGCUAAUUUUGAUUAUAAUCCAGAAGAAUUA